AUGGCCGGCGUUGCCCCAGGAAAGACCUAUACUCCCGGCUUGGACUUUUCCAAUCAGUCUUACAGCAAUCUCUCACAAAAGUUUGAGACUGAUGUCAAGACAGCUCACGACAUCAUUAGAGAAAAGCUCCCGCUUCUCGGCGAGCUCAAGGCCUUGCUCCAAAUCACAUUUGGCGACAAGCCACCGUUUUGGAUCGACGCUCGUUCUGGAACCGCCACCAUUCUCGAGUCUUGCAGCGACGAGCCCGACACGAAAUUAACCAUCAAGCCCGAGUACAUUUCGCAGUUUUAUGAGAACAAGCUCGAGCCUAGAUAUGGUCUCUUCAAGGAUGCCUUUUUCAACGAGGCUUCCAUGCCCCAGGGAAAGGUUCCCGUGGCCAUCAAGUUUGCCGACUUGCUGACUCCGGUCCCGCCCGUUGCUCCCAAGCACGCCGACCAGUUCCCUCGUCUGCCCGAGGCUACUGAAGACAUUGAGCAGGUCAAGCGGGAUAUCAAGGAGUUUGGUUACGGUAUUGUCAAGAAUGUUUUGUCGCCAGAGCAAGUCGCCAUCAUGAAAAAGGCCGUACAAGAACAGGCCGCUGGCGAGCGCGAGGCCGGCAUUGCCCAGGUGGACGGCGGCGCCACGGGCCCCAACCAGCGCAUCUGGACGCUCAUCAACAAGGGCGACGACUUUCUGGACCUGCUCAACCACCCGCUAAUUGACGAGAUGGUGCCCUGGUGCCUGGGCGAGCACGCCGUCAUCACGACCUACACGGCCAACAUUGCCCGCCCCGGCAACGUGCCCAUGCAGCUGCACACGGACCAGGUGGCCGUCCAGCCUCCCAUCCGCGACCUCGCCUUUGGCAUGAACAUGAUGUUUUACCUCGAGGACAUUACCGAGGCCAAUGGCGGCACCCGCGUGUACCCGGGCUCGCACAUUGGACCCAUUGCGCCGCCCGACAUUUUCACCGUCGAGGGCACCGUAGCCGCCGCGGCGCCGGCGGGAUCCUGUCUCGUCUUUGAGUCGCGACUAUGGCACGCCACUGGUCCCAAUGUCGAAAAGUCGGGCGAGCGACCCGUGAUUCUGCUCUUUUUCAUGCGCUCCUUUAUCCGCCAGCAAGAGAACAACUUCUUGUCUCUGCGCAAGGAUGUCUGGCCCAAGUUGUCGGACCGCCACAAGCGCAUGCUCGGCUUCUACACCACUGGCGCCCUCGGCGGCGUUGAUGGCGAGGUCAGAGAGGGACUCUUUGUCGAAUGGAAGGAGGGUGUUGGUAAGAUGCGUGCCCCUCACAAGCCUCUGGCCUAA
This is a messenger RNA of Pestalotiopsis fici W106-1, 1284 nucleotides long. RefSeq lists its product as uncharacterized. The transcript has 2 exons. NCBI's taxonomy places the organism in Eukaryota, Fungi, Ascomycota, Sordariomycetes, Amphisphaeriales, Sporocadaceae. The record is from RefSeq and is a predicted model, not a curated record. The coding region runs from base 1 to 1284 and encodes 427 amino acids.